AAAUUUGAUUUAUGUGCACCAUUAAAGAAACAUCGCUUGGCCUUGAUGAUUUGUAAUUUCAAACGAAACAAAUAAGUUGUGUUUAACUUAAUUUUAAGGUUUAAAAUCAGUGCUACCCAAAUAAGUUUUAAAUAAACUCACCCACACACAAAAACACUUUUGAUUGGCUAAAAGUAUAUGGUUAAUGGUCUGGCAUGUAUAUUUGGCUUUAAUGUGGUGUACUCAAUGGGUUACUAGUCUGCACCCUGGGAAGAGUAUCCUGUUUGACCUCCAUCUCUCUUCCAGGAAGGCGUUUUAUUUUACUCAACCCGGUCAGCUUGUUUACAAGUUGUAAACAGGUUUUUUUUCAGUAUUUCGCAUUAUGGAUACUAUUUAAAAUAAUGUUAAUAUAACUACUCUCCAUUUGUUAAGACAUAAACACUCGGACCGGUCAAAAAUGUCCUGAACACCUUGAUCGAACAGUUUUUUAUUGGAAACGAUCCCCCUUGUCAAGAGUCAUCUGAUCAAAGAGCGCACUAAAUAUGCGGCCUGUCAUUAUUGGGAGUAUUGUUACGUUCCCCUGCAGUUGUUGUAAACUGUGAAAAUGUCAAACUUCUAGACUCUCUGUCGCCAUCCUGGCUUGCGUCAUUAACUGGACAAGUCACGGUACUCACACGAUCGAAAUGUAUCCAUCCGCACUGAGGAGAAAUAGAUCUAUCGAUAAGUCUUUGGCGCUCGGCCAAUCUUGCACCUGAUGUGUUUUGAAGUUGAAAAUGUCUGCUUACAUCCACUCUCACGUUUAACUAAUGUAUACAACUGUUUUAAAUUCAUAAACCAAGUAGGUUAUGUCUGGAGAAACAGAGCAAGAAAACUGUUUGAUAACUCCUGGGCUUUGUCCCACUUCCAAACUACCUUUUGUUAUUACAACCAGUCUUGUAAUAAUCUGUUAUUUUUUCGUCAUGACUAGCCUACUAUAAAUGACCAAACUAUAAUUAGUGACCAGACGCAAUAACUUUCACUUUAACAACUUUCACAACAACUCAUCUGUAUGCGACUGUCAUCUAAUCCUGAAACAAAAGUGAAAAACACCGCUUCCCCACAACGACCUGUUUUCUCUCAGUCCGGGUUUUUGAAUGGGACGGUGAUGACCCCUGUGUGUCUGUCUGAUGUCCUGGGAGAGUUCCAGCAGGGCUGCGGAUGAAUUCCGCACUGAGGCGCAGAGGCUCCAGUCUGGCUGACGCCGCGGCUCUCUGCUGCCGGAGCGUCGCGGGCUCCAUCCAAACACGCGCUGUACACCUCCAAUCAGGACGAGCGGCUGAAGCGCGCGAGCCCUCGCGGAUUUAUCCUCCUACUACUACGCGUGUUGUUAUUUGACUCGUCGGGCGAAGAUAAGAACAUCUUUCAUCUGCUGACUCUUUGGCUGAAACAUCACGGUCGGGAGGUCUUACUUCCUAAUCCCGGCGCUAUCUUGGCUGUAAAGAAAUAAACUGGGACUCUUGUUUUCCAGAGCGGAUGUGAUUUAAAACAUCUCUCUUGUGUGCCCCAAGCUUUGUGACAAAUCCAGUGUCGCCCCAUCCCACGAUGCACUCCAUUACAUCCAUCACCUCCCUGUUCUCCUUCACCAGUCCAGCUGUGAAAAGACUAUUGGGAUGGAAACAAGGAGACGAGGAAGAGAAGUGGGCGGAAAAGGCCGUUGAUUCUCUCGUGAAGAAGCUCAAGAAGAAAAAGGGAGCCAUGGAGGACCUGGAAAAGGCUCUGAGCUGUCCCGGCCAGCCCAGCAAGUGUGUUACCAUUCCACGCUCCCUGGACGGAAGGCUCCAGGUGUCCCAUCGGAAAGGUCUGCCGCAUGUCAUCUAUUGUAGAGUGUGGCGCUGGCCGGAUCUUCAGUCCCACCAUGAGCUCAAAGCUCUGGACUGUUGCGAGUUUCCAUUCGGCUCCAAACAGAAGGAGAUCUGUAUCAACCCGUAUCAUUACCGGCGCGUGGAGACACCAGUGCUGCCGCCAGUUCUUGUGCCACGUCACAGUGAAUUUAACCCCCAGCACAGUUUGUUGGCGAAGUUCAGGAAUGCUUCCAUACACAACGAACCCAUGAUGCCGCAGAAUGCCACUUUCCCGGAUUCCUUCCCUCCGAUUCCAUGUAGCUCAUUUUCUUCAACCCCUUCCAACUCUUUAAACCAGUCUCCCACUACACACAGCUACCCAAACUCCCCCAGCAGUGGGACAGAACCUGGGAGCCCGUACCAAAUCACAGCAGAGACCCCUCCUCCACCCUAUAGUAUGAUGGAGACCCCGUCUAGAGAAGAAGGGAAACCAGGGGAGCCGGCCAACUCCAAUAUACUCAUUCUGUCUGCCCCACAUAGAGAUUUGAGGCCAGUGUGUUAUGAAGAACCAGAGUAUUGGUGCUCGGUGGCAUAUUACGAACUGAACAACAGGGUGGGCGAGACGUUCCAUGCCUCCUCCAGAAGCAUGCUCGUGGACGGCUUCACAGAUCCCUCCAACAACAAGAAUCGAUUCUGUCUCGGAUUAUUAUCCAACGUCAACCGAAACUCCACCAUCGAACACACCCGCAGACACAUAGGAAAAGGUGUGCACCUGUAUUAUGUCGGAGGUGAGGUGUACGCGGAGUGUCUCAGUGACAGCAGUAUUUUUGUACAGAGUCGGAACUGUAACUACCAGCACGGUUUUCAUCCCACCACCGUCUGCAAGAUCCCGAGCGGGUGCAGCCUCAAGAUCUUCAACAACCAGCUGUUUGCGCAGCUGCUGUCACAGUCAGUAAAUCACGGCUUCGAGGUGGUGUAUGAGCUCACCAAGAUGUGCACAAUCAGGAUGAGUUUUGUCAAGGGAUGGGGAGCAGAAUAUCACCGUCAGGAUGUCACCAGCACCCCCUGCUGGAUAGAAAUCCACCUGCAUGGACCGCUGCAAUGGCUAGACAAGGUUCUGACCCAAAUGGGAUCACCACACAAUCCUAUUUCUUCUGUGUCCUAAUGCGUUAGAUGCAUUCAUGGCCACCUAUCCAGAGGAACAGAACAAAUAGUCUCCAAAGGACUUAAAUAGAUACAAAGGCACACAUUAUUCUCUUUAUCUUGAAAAUAUCUGUCAUUUCAAGGGAUGUUAGAGGUACAGGUAGGGUCAGCCAGGAGGUUUGCAUAGUAACAUGCUGUUAAAUAAGUUAGAUAAGUGUUUUAAGGAAAAACAAGAUUACUGCUUCACAGUACGUAUAACAGACAAAUUCAGAUAGCAUCUUACUAAAUAGAAGCCAAAGAAAAUGUGUAAGUAGACAGGUACUUAUUUCAGUGAUGUUUGUCUGGCUCAUACGUGCCUACUCUAAGUGUUAUUUAGUUUAAGUUGCGUUAGCUUUCUUGUUUUUGUAAUAUAAAGGUUUCCUCCUAUUUGUGCCUGUUUUGGUUUUUGUGACAAAUGCAUAUACCAAAAGAUAAAGUUUUUUUUUUAAAUAAAAUCUUAAAGCUAAAAUAAAGUACUUAAUUGGUAUGGAUGCUUAUAAAACUGAAAAGAGCAGGUUAGCAUUUUACACAAGAUCAAUAAAAACUUUAUUUGAUCACUCUU
Triplophysa rosa is the source of this 3543-nucleotide messenger RNA. It is a transcript of the gene smad9, whose product is annotated as SMAD family member 9. The transcript has 7 exons. NCBI's taxonomy places the organism in Eukaryota, Metazoa, Chordata, Actinopteri, Cypriniformes, Nemacheilidae. Gene Ontology annotation, molecular function: RNA polymerase II cis-regulatory region sequence-specific DNA binding; DNA-binding transcription factor activity, RNA polymerase II-specific; I-SMAD binding. The record is from RefSeq and is a predicted model, not a curated record. Gene Ontology annotation, biological process: anatomical structure morphogenesis; cell differentiation; BMP signaling pathway. Gene Ontology annotation, cellular component: heteromeric SMAD protein complex. The coding region runs from base 1561 to 2964 and encodes 467 amino acids.